Molecule: messenger RNA, 822 nt
Organism: Anisakis simplex (herring worm)
Lineage: Eukaryota; Metazoa; Nematoda; Chromadorea; Rhabditida; Anisakidae
Source: the annotation of a GenBank genome assembly
AUGGCACUUUCCGCCGAACUGUGCUCUCUUGGCUCAUCAACCGAUAACGAACCCCAAUCACCACCUGUUGAAUGUUUCCAAUAUCAACAAGUGAAUCUCGACUUAACAUGUGCAGAAGGCGAUGAAUUAAAUGUCGAUGAAUUGGAUGUAAUAGUGAUAGGACCGAAUGAUAAAACCUAUCAGCGAAACGAAAUCAGUUUACAAAAAAAUCGAACUAUUAAUGGUGCUGUUCUAUCAAUUAUUCCUCUUGAUAUUGGCUUACACAAGGUUCGAAUAUUGUGUCAAGGAAAAGAAGUGCCAUCGAGUCCCAUUGCGCUAAAUGUAUUAUUACCACCGGCUGCCUCGUCGAAACCUGUAACAUCAUCACAACACACUUUCUCUUCGUCACCACAAUCGAUGGAUUUUUAUUCCGAACCCGACAUAGGUCACGUUUCAUUCUCGGGUCUCACUGAACCAUGCUCUGUCGGAUCAAUUGUUGAAGUCGUUAUAAAUGCACAUGGUGAUUCGUCGAAUGGAUCUGUGUUGGUCGAAGCAAUAUCGCCAUCAGGUCGAGUUAAGCAAUGUCCAGUUCUGCAGAAGGCAAAUUCCUUUACAGCUACAUUCACUCCGAACGAAGUUGGUGAAUGGCGAAUAGGAAUUCUCUACGAUGAUGAGCACAUCAGAGGUUCACCGUUCUCAUGUAAUGUUUAUGAUGCUAAUGUUGUACAGGUAUACGGGCUUGAUGUUGGUCUUGUUGGACAAGAAAUUAAAUUCAGUGUAAAUGCGGCACAAGCCGGGCAAGGAUUUGUUAAGGUACGGUUUCGUUUCUUGAAACUUUUAUGA